Molecule: messenger RNA, 2865 nt
Organism: Macadamia integrifolia
Lineage: Eukaryota; Viridiplantae; Streptophyta; Magnoliopsida; Proteales; Proteaceae
Product: nucleolin-like
Exons: 11
Coding region: 182-2518 (778 amino acids)
Cellular component (GO): nucleus
Molecular function (GO): mRNA binding
Source: RefSeq, a predicted model, not a curated record
UUUGCACAGUUGUUGCCUGUUGGGUUCCCUCUGACAGUCUCACCCUCCUCUCCUCUUCUAUAUUGUAUUCUUUAGACUCUGUUUUUGCGAAAUCCGCUCAAUUUCUUUCUUUGCAAAAACCCUAGUGUCUGCAAGGUUUAUCAAAAAAGUUCUGGACCCCUAGUUCUUCAAAAAAGGAAUAAUGCCUCCUCGAGCAGCGAAUAAGAGGGGUGAUGCAUCGGCGAAGAAGGGUUCAAGGGGAAAGAAGGCGGCUGCAACAUCACCACCGGAGGUAGUUCCGUCUAUUGUAUCUGAGGAGAGAAAAACUUCCGAGUCGGAGGUUCAAGAGAAGUUAUUGGUGCCGAAGGUUGAGAGAAUAGAGGAGGUGUUGUCCACCGCUGAUGAGGACAAGGUUGUUGCUACGAACGAGGCAUCGUUGACCGCGGUGGUGGCAGAGGAGGAUUCGAAGGUGAUAGAAGAAGUUGUCGUGGAGAAGAGUUCGGAAAUUCUGUCUGAGGACCUUAGCGUUUUGAAUGGGUCGGAUGUCGAGGAAGAGGGAGAUGGCAUGCAGGAUAAGGAAGAGGCAGGAGAAAGAAAUGACGGGGACAAGGAGAAUGGAGCUGUUCGGAUGGAUCCUGACCAAGACACUCGAAAAGAAAGUGAUGCAGGUGUCAAACAGAAAGUAGUUGAAGAGACUGUAGCUGCUGAAGUUGAAGAAACCAAGGGAGGUGGGGAAGUUGAAGAUAGCGAAGGAGAUGCAGAAGUUGAUGAUACCAAAGGAGGUGGAGCAGUUGAAAAUAACAAAAGAGGUGGAGAUGAAGCUACCAAUGCUGAUGUCAAUGGAACUGUUUAUAAGGAUGAGGAGGAGGCUGAUGAGAGUGGAAGUGAUGGGGAAGAUAAUGAAGAUGAAGAAGACCCUUCUGUAUAUAUGGAAGCUCCUCUCACAGAGAGAAAAAAAGAAAAGGAGUUUGAAAUAUUUGUUGGGGGACUGGACAAGGAGGCAGUUGAAAAGGAUUUGAUUGAAAUCUUUGGGGAGUUUGGGGAAAUUCAGUCUGCAAGGAUAGUAAAGCAUCCAACCACACAGAAAAGCAAAGGUUUUGCAUUUAUUCGUUAUGCUACACUUGAGCAAGCCAAGAAGGUCCUCUUUGAAUUGAAGGAUGGGAUUGAGGUGAGGGGCAAGCGUGUUGGUAUAUCUCCGAGUCAGGACAAUGAUACGCUAUAUCUGGGCAACAUUUGCAAAACUUGGACAAAAGACAAAGUACUCGAGACUCUGAAAAGCUUUGGGAUUGAGCAAAUUGAGGAGAUCUAUUUACCUGAUGAUCCCAAGACUGAAGGAAAAAGCAGAGGUUAUGCACUUCUGGAAUUUAGUACCCACUCUGAUGCCAUGUCAGCUUUUCAACAGCUAAGGAAGCCAGAUGCUGUCUUUGGCUGUGAUAGAAGUGCUAAAGUUGCUUUUGCACAGUCUUCAAUUCAUCCCAGUGAGGAAGCUCUUUCACAGGUUAAGACCGUAUUCAUUGAAGGUCUGACUGAUACUUGGGAUGAAUUGAAAGUGAAGGAGCUCUGCAAACAGUAUGGUGAUAUAGAAAAAGUUCAAUUAUCUCGGAAUCUUGUCAAAAAAAGGAAGGACUUUUGUUUUGUUGCAUUCACUUCUCGAGAAAGCGCAGUAGCUUGUGUGGAGGGUAUCAAUAAUGCCCAGAUUGGUGAGGGUGAUGUCAAGGUCAAAGCAAACUUAGCAAAGCCUCAGAAUAAGGGACGGCUUGCAAAGCAGGGGGCUCGAGGUAGUUUCAAGGUUAAGGAGGAUGAAAAGACUAAAGAAACUCGCCCACCAAAGACGAAAGGUACUACAAAGUCCAAGGCGGAUGGAGGAAAGGGGAAGAAGACUCUGCCCAAGUCUAAAAAUGUUAAAGGAGGCAAAUCAAAACCUCAAGGCAAUCUCGCUGGGAGUCAAGGUGGUCGGGCAGCAUCCAGCUCAGAAAGAACAAAUCAGUCAAGAAACAAACAACCUCAUAAGGGUGAGAAACGUGGUAGGAGAGACAUGGACACUGGUCACAAUGGCCAGUCAUCAAAGAAAGCACGUGGCAUUGUGCAUGGUAGAACACCAUCCAAUAGUUCUGGGAGCCGAAGGAACAAGUCUCGCACUGGGAAGCCAAGGCCAAACUACAGUGCAGCUUCUACUGCCUAUGUGAAUCCUUAUGCACAGGAGUAUGCUGCAUCUUCAUCUAGGUAUCAGGGGCAUACAUAUGGUGCAACUUCUGGAUCUAAGCGUCAGCGUUCUGAUAUGGAACCUCAUGCUGGAUACCUUGGACCUGCCCGCAAACAAAGCCGGGAUCCUUAUGGUUUUGAGCCAAGAAGACCUGUUGGAUAUGAUCUUCAAGGGAGCAGAGGUGCUGCUUUUGGUGGAGUUGCCACAAGAUCUGUAAUCCCACCUUCUUAUGGUCGUGAUUAUUCAAGCUAUGCUGGAUAUGAGGGCAGUGGUGUUGGUGGCGGUUAUGUGUACCCUAGCAGUGCUGUGUAUCCACCUCGGCGAGCUUACUACUGAAAGAGCAAAGAUCUACCAGUGAUGUAGUGUUACUGUAACUCUGCAUUGUCUUCUAGAGGAUCUGUUCAAGGUGUUGGGUAUUAUGCCUUUGAAGGAAAAGAGAGUUAGUUGAUGGCUCAUGCCAAUUUUCUUAAUAUAUUCUCGGAAGAUCAACUUUGUUCUUCUUUCUUGGUUCUAUUAUAGGAAAUUGGUAGGUGUACAGUGUUUUUAAUUGCAGGGGUGAAAAUUGCUGCAGCAAAAAAAUUCCUGUAAUGGUUAAAUCUUGAUUAUUUUUAAAAUUUUAGGAAAAUUUAUGAUUACUCGAAACGGGUUUCAAUUUAUGGAAUUGCCCACCCAAUGUUUUGUUU